Messenger RNA from Amblyraja radiata (thorny skate), 825 nucleotides. Its product is annotated as probable G-protein coupled receptor 139. The transcript has a single exon. Gene Ontology annotation, molecular function: G protein-coupled receptor activity. The coding region runs from base 1 to 825 and encodes 274 amino acids. Lineage: Eukaryota; Metazoa; Chordata; Chondrichthyes; Rajiformes; Rajidae. The record is from RefSeq and is a predicted model, not a curated record. Gene Ontology annotation, cellular component: plasma membrane. Gene Ontology annotation, biological process: G protein-coupled receptor signaling pathway.
AUGGCGUCUGCCGAUCUGCUGGUAGUGAUCCUGGACUUAAUAAUGAGGCACAUUCCGAUAGUUUAUGAAGAACAGUUUAUUUUUCUUGAGUCAAUCCCGGUGUGUAAUAUCCACGCCGUCCUGCUCUAUGCAGCCACCGACUGUUCGGUCUGGUUUACCGUCACUUUCACUUUUGAUCGUUUUGUGGCCAUUUGUUGCCAGAAGUUCAAAUCUAAAUACUGCACCGAGCAGACUGCGGCCUCUGUUAUCGCGACCGUAACUGUGCUAAGUUGUUUAAAGAACGUGUUUUGGUAUUUUAUGCUGACUGGCGUUUACAUGCUCGAUAAUCUUCCUUGGUUUUGCUGGGGAAGAAACGGCGUCGUAUCCUCGCCUGCAUGGGGGGCAAUUGAAUUUCUUCAUUAUCUCAUCACUCCUGUGGGUGCGUUCAUUGUCAUACUCUUGCUUAACGUAUUGACUGUCAGACGUAUUCUAGUGGCGAGCAGAGCCCGCAAGAGACUCCGUGCUCAAGGCAAUGUGGAUAGUUGCCGAGACCCAGAGAUGGAGAGCCGCAGGAAGUCUAUCAUUGUGUUACUCUUCAUCUCGGGGAAUUUCAUUCUGCUCUGGGCCGCAUUUGUCGUGUUUUCCAUUUGGAUGCGAAUCUAUUGUUUGUGGGCUAUCACUGAAUUCCCACCUUAUUCUGUGCAAGAACUCGGCUUUAUGCUUCAGCUCCUGAGUUGCUGCACAAACACUGGUCUUUACGCCGUGACACAAACCAAGUUCAGGCAGCAACUGAAGGAUAUGGUGAAACGUCCCGUCAGUUUCCUUACAAAAUGCAUAAUAAGGUGA